This is a messenger RNA of Scleropages formosus (Asian bonytongue), 6873 nucleotides long. It is a transcript of the gene map3k1, whose product is annotated as mitogen-activated protein kinase kinase kinase 1, E3 ubiquitin protein ligase. The record is from RefSeq and is a predicted model, not a curated record. Gene Ontology annotation, biological process: protein phosphorylation. Gene Ontology annotation, molecular function: zinc ion binding; ATP binding; protein kinase activity. Lineage: Eukaryota; Metazoa; Chordata; Actinopteri; Osteoglossiformes; Osteoglossidae. The transcript is spliced from 20 exons. The coding region runs from base 6 to 4448 and encodes 1480 amino acids.
AGAAAAUGGCGACGGCGGGGAGCCGGACCUCGUCGUCGGGAACAGCAGCGGAGUCUAAUAACGGUGUUAACGUCGCGAACGCGCCCCAGGACGGCUGCAGCGCGCCCGCAGUGCCGAGCGGUCCCGGGACGGCGGAGGGUUCGCAAUGGAAGCGCAGAGAGCUGUGGAAAGUGAGGAGCGUGGACCUGGAUAACAAGCCCGAGUCACUCCUCCUCCUGCAGUCGCCCGACGGCGGAGCGGCUCCCGCGCCCGCGCAGCUGCACUUCUCAUCCGCCUCGUCGCCGGGAGCCGUUCAGACGCCACUGCUACUGCAGCAGCAGCAAAGCGCGCGCGUCUCCAGGAGCAGCAGUGGCGGCGGCGGCGGCUCCCUGGGCGGGAGGAGCGCUUCGGACGCGCAGGAAUGGCUGAACUCGUCCUGUAGAACGGACAGCGAGCGACUCGGCUCGGCCAGCGGAGCCCCGGUCUGCGUGUCCCCGAGCAGUCACGAUAUGGAAAGCAAGGACACGCCACGGGGCCUGCAGAAGAUGGACGACCGUCCCGAGGAGCGGAUGAUCCGCGAAAAACUGAAGGCCACCUGCAUGCCCACUUGGAAGCACGAGUGGCUGGAGAGACGCAACCGGCGAGGCCCCGUGGUUGUCAAGCCCAUCCCUCUGAGGCCUGAUGGGAGCGAGGUGGGCCGACCGGGGGCCGAGGCUGGCGGAGAUGCCCAGGCUCUUUCCCUCCUGGCCCGUGGGCGCCGGAGCCCUUCUCCUGGGCCAUACUCCUCCUCAUCAUCAUCCUCAUCUGGAAGGACUGGUGGCAAGCCAGAAUCACCCGGUGUGCGCAGGAAGAGGGCCUCUCCAGUGCCGUUUCAGAGUGGCCGAGUGACACCCCCACGACGUGCACCCUCCCCAGAUGGGUUUUCCCCCUACAGUCCCGAGGAGACCAACCGCAGGGUCAACAAGGUCAUGAGAGCCCGACUUUACCUGCUGCAGCAGAUAGGGCCCAACUCCUUCCUCAUUGGAGGGGACAGCCCUGACAACAAAUACAGGGUGUUCAUUGGGCCGCAGACCUGCAGCUGUGGCAGAGGCACCUUCUGCAUCCAUGUGCUCUUCGUCAUGUUGAGGGUCUUCCAGCUCGAGCCCUCGGACCCGCUGCUCUGGAGGAAAACUCUCAAGAACUUUGAGGUGGAGAGCUUGUUCCAGAAGUACCACAAUCGUCGCAGCUCACGGAUCAAGGCUCCCUCUCGCAACACGAUCCAGAAGUUUGUUUCUCGCAUGUCCAACUCUCACACGUCUUGUGCUUCUAGCACCUCGACAUCCAGUAAUGAGAACAGCAGCAUGAAGGAUGAGGAGGAGCAAAUGUGUCCCAUCUGCCUGCUGGAUAUGCUGGACGAGGAGAGCCUGACGGUGUGCGAGGAGGGCUGCAGAAACAAGCUGCACCACCACUGCAUGUCCAUCUGGGCCGAGGAGUGCCGGAGAAACAACGAAACCCUCAUCUGCCCUCUCUGCAGGGCCAAGUGGAAAUCGCAUGAUUUUUACAGUCAUGAGCCAGCUUCCCCAGUGGACAGCACUACCAGUCAAUCCCAGGCUUUGGGACCCAGCGAGGGACACAGGCAGUCCCACGAUGGGGACUUCACCCUCCCCCACUAUGGAGUGCAGCAAAUCCCCCAGGCCUACAAGGAGCUGGCUGAGCCCUGGAUCAAGGUUUUCGGGAUGGAACUGGUGGGCUGCCUCUUCUCCAGGAACUGGAACAUCCGGGAGAUGGCUCUACGGCGUCUGUCCCAUGAUGUCAGCGGGGCACUUCUGCUGGCCAACGGGGAGCGCUCGUGUCCCGGGGCAGGACAGGGGGCCGGGGCAGGUGGUUGCGAGGCCUCCGGAGACGUGGUGGUGGAGUCUUGUUGCAGUGUGCUCUCCAUGGUGUGUGCGGACCCUGUCUACAAGGUGUACGUGGCGGCGCUGAAAACACUGCGGGCCAUGCUGGUGUACACCCCCUGCCACUCGGUGUCAGAACAGGUGCGACUGCAGCAGCUGCUCCGGCCCGUGGUGGAGACCAUACUGGUCAAGUGUGCCGACGCCAACAGCCGCACCAGCCAGCUGUCGGUGUCCACCCUGCUGGAGCUGUGCAAGGGUCAGGUGGGAGAGCUUGCAGUGGGCAGAGAGAUACUGAAAGCAGGGUCCAUGGGCAUCGGCGGUGUGGAUUAUGUGCUGAAUUGCAUCCUGGGCUUGCAGACAGAGGCCACCAACUGGCAGGCGCUGCUGGGACGCCUGUGUCUCAUUGACCGUCUGCUGCUGGAGUUCCCAGGGGAGUUCUACCCCCACAUUGUCUCUAGUGCUGAUGGCCCGCAGUCCCACGCGCUGGUGGAGAGGUACCAGAAGCUGCUGGCCCUCCUGAGCUUUGCACUGCAGUCCAUCGACAACUCCCACUCCAUGGUGGGUAAGCUCUCCCGUCGCGUGUUCUUGAGUGCUGCUCGCAUGGUGGCUCGCGUCCCCCACGUCUUUGUCAAGCUUCUCGACAUGCUAAGCGUCACCAGCUCCACGCAUUACGCCCGCAUGCGUCGCCGCCUGCUGGCCAUCGCCGAGGAGAUGGACAUCUUGGAGGCCAUCCAUCUGGGCCAGGAGGAGGCCAGGGCAGAAGAAGCCUUCCAGGAGCCAGCUGCACCUAGCAACUCCCCUGUCGCUACAGAGUGCAGCUCGCUGGCCAACACCAUGCAACUGUCCGGCAGAAGAGUCGUGGCCCCCAGUGAAGCUGGUGGCAAACCAGGUCAAGAUGAUGUCACAGAGCGACUAGCAGCCAUCACUGCAGCACUGCCCUCAAUGGGAUCCCCUGGCGAGCACGCAAAGCCUCCUGUUCAGGCUCGGGUCCGGCCAGCAAAUCAGAGCCCAAACUCCCCUUCCUCCAGUCAUCCUCAGACCCCUUCUUCCCCUUCAGCCACCCAUGAGUCCCCAAAAGCCAGACCUCACAGUUUUGUCCCCAGUAGGCCUUGUGCCUCCCCUCCAAACACCCAGCGCAAGUUCCCCCCACAGAAGGGUGCCGGCACCAGCAGGGAUCCAGAGAAACUGUCCCCUAUCUUCACACAGGCCCGCCCCAUCGCCUCCAGCCACAUUCACAGACCAAAGCCAUCACGACCCUCCCUGGGCGAGGGGGUCAAGGCCCUCUGCCCACCUUCUCGGGGGCACAUGAAGCUGGAGCUCCAGGACAGCCGCACAAGUAGCGGGUCUCUGUUCCCCAGCGACGACACGGUCUUCACCCCGGUGGAAGACAAGUACCGUGGCCUAGAGGCCUCGGCCGAGCUUAACUCCAGCAUGGAGGACCUCUUGGAGGGCUCAGGACCUGCUGGUGACAGCACUGUGACCUUCCGCUCUGAGGUGGCAGUGGUGUCACCCGAGCGGGCUGGUGCCGGGGAGGAAGACGACCAUGACGGCACCUAUAGCGACGACGUGACGCAGAACCAGAAAUGCAAGGAGAAGAUGGAGGCCGAGGAGGAGGAGGCGCUGGCCAUCGUCAUGGCCAUGUCCGAGGCACAGGACGCCCUGCCCACCAUCCCUCAACUGCAGGUGGACAAGGGGGAGGAUGUGAUCAUCAUCCAAGCAGAGACCCCGGAGACUCUGCCGGGCCACACCAAAGCGAAACAGCCCUACCGUGAGGGGGUUGAGUGGCUCAAAGGUCAGCAGAUCGGCCUGGGCGCCUUCUCCUCCUGCUACCAGGCCCAGGACGUGGGCACCGGCACGCUCAUGGCAGUCAAGCAGGUGACCUAUGUGCGCAACACCUCCUCGGAGCAGGAGGAGGUGGUGGAGGCCCUGCGGGAGGAGAUCCGCAUGAUGAGCCACCUCAACCACCCCAACAUCAUCCGCAUGCUGGGCGCCACCUGCGAGAAGAACAACUACAACCUCUUUGUGGAGUGGAUGGCAGGUGGCUCCGUGUCCCACCUGCUGAACAAGUACGGUGCCUUCAAGGAGGCCGUGAUCAUCAACUACACAGAGCAACUGCUGCGUGGACUGGCCUACCUCCACGAGAACCAGAUCAUCCACAGAGAUAUUAAAGGGGCCAACCUACUGAUCGACAGCACAGGGCAAAGGCUACGCAUCGCCGACUUUGGCGCAGCGGCCCGCCUGGCCUCCAAGGGAACGGGAGCGGGAGAGUUUCAGGGCCAGCUUCUGGGCACCAUCGCUUUCAUGGCUCCGGAGGUGUUGCGUGGGCAGCAGUAUGGUCGCAGCUGUGAUGUGUGGAGCGUGGGCUGUGCCAUCAUCGAGAUGUCCUGUGGCAAGCCGCCCUGGAAUGCCGAGAAGCACUCCAACCACCUGGCACUCAUAUUCAAGAUUGCGAGCGCCACCACGGCCCCCACCAUCCCACCUCACUUGUCCCCAGGGCUACGUGACGUCACGCUGCGCUGCCUGGAGCUACAGCCCACGGACAGACCGCCGUCGCGCGAGCUGCUCAAGCACCCCGUGUUCCGCAUGAACUGGUAGCACCUGGAGGACGCCUACACCGUACUACUGAGGGCCCCUCGAUUGCCGGCCUCAUGCUGCGUUGCCCUCCCCCUGCUGUUGGACUCGCUGUCAAUCGCCCGGCGGUGAGCGCAAGCUCCACCCGUAAGAGGCUACACCUCGUCAUGCAAUGGGCGCAACCUGCUGUACUUUGGCACAGGAUGGCCACAACCUGCUGUAUCCUAGCACAUAACAGCUCGAACGCGCUGUACUGUAGCACGCGACAGCCGCAACGCGCGCACCACUAGCUCGCCCCGGCUUCAACCUGCUGUACCUUAGCAUGCAAUAAGUCAUGACUUUGCUUUUAAAAGGUGCCUUUUUUCUUUUUAAGUGUGAGGUUGCUUCUCUCUGUCCAGCUUUAAUUAUAAUCCAGUCUGUCUUUCCAUCAUGGACUGCUUAACUUGACUAUCGGCGGUCCUGUGAUGAAUUGGGGGGUUUUUUUUUUUUUUUUUUUUUUUUUCUCUUCCCUCCUUCUCUCUUCAGCACUUUUCUUUGCAGCAAGGUUUGGAAUGGGUUUCUGUGACACCUGGCACUCAGUCUCAUCAGCCAUAAACGUUUGACAAUGGAUCGACAUGCAGGAUGCGUUUUUUGACCACACGUAGGUCACUGUGCUUCGUCAUACGCGUAAAUAAACGCCCAUAGCUGUAAAAAUUUCCUUGCAUCUAGAAUACAGGGGUUUUUAAGUGGGUCUUUAUUUUUGUAGUCUGUUGAUCUUGUGUAUACCACAUUUCUAAAUGCAAUUAUAUAAAGAUGCCUUUAAUGCGUGCAUUUUACUGUCGGGCCAUUGUGAUGUGGUCAACUUUUUUUUUUUUUUUUGGAAAGAAUUUUUAAAGAGUUUCAGGGAAAGGUGAUAUUUAGCAGAAUCGUUGCUUUGUGGGCAAAGUGCUGAAUGUGAACGUUUAAAAUGCCGGCAUUUCAAAGAUUUGUGUUUUGAUUUUUGUCUGACAUUUUCAAUAGAACAAUGCAUUUCAUACAUGUAUGAAAAUUAUUUGCUUUUUCAAUUUUACUGAGGUCAUUUGUUCACGGCAUAGUGCAAAUGAAACAUUUUUCAACGUGUUGGUAAAAGGUUCAACAGGGCGGUUUGAAGUCAGAUGAACGGUGAAUAUGUUAGUUUCUUCACGUUGUUACAUUUGACGCUUGUGAACCUAGAUGAAACAAAAAAGCUAUUUUGAAAUGUUUUAAAUCCUCACAUGAGGGAGAGUUAAAUGAAAAGUGUAAUUUUUAUAACUGUUCUGCCAUUUUCUUUUGGUGCUGUUCCAUCGUACAUGGUUGGCUCAAUUGUUGACUCCUUUUGAAUGAUCUUGAAUAUAUAUUUUAAGAAAAAAGUUAAUGUACAUCUGAGGUUUUCUAAAUCUUUUCCACCAGGUAUUUUUUCAUAUAGUAAACUGUCAAUGCUGUCAACUUUGGUGGAUGGGAUAUAUUGCAAAUAUAUGGACACACAGCAGAUCUAUAGACUUUUUUCCUGAAUUUAAAAAGAAAAAAUGAAAGUUCAUCUCUUGAUUAGACUUUAGAACAUGUUCAGAUUUUAUAAACUAACUCUUCAAGUCUUGUUUUUCUGGCUCUAGGUUAAAAUUUUUUGAACAAGAUAAAUGAUGGUAGUGCUAUGUCAAAGGUUAAAGCAAGAGUAUUUUGAAAACAGCAUAUGCAAAUUUAAUGCUUUUGAUUUGGAAAACCUAGACAGAGAAUUGGACAAGGGACCUCGUUGACAAUUUGAGAACGCUUAUCAAAACUUUAUUUAAUGAAAAUUUCUAUUUCUUUAUUUUGCAAAGCUUGAAGAGUUACUGUAAAUAAAUGUGAAGUUUGGUAGCUAAAGUUAUUGUACUUGACUUUUUUUUUUUUUUUUAUACCACACUUCUUCCAUAAAUACAAAAUGUGGUGGUUUUUUUUUUUUUUUUUUUGUCUGCUUUGGGUUACUUUUCUUAUCUUACUUUCAAUGUCUUUUUUAAAGAGCUUUAAAUGUAUGCACUCUUGACAUUUUUAUAUAUUGGAAAAAUUCUAUUUCUGUCAAAUUCAUAAAAUCUAAUCAGUAUUACUUCAGUUUGCCUAUUAUUUCUACCAAUCUCUUGAUGCCUUUGAAUCUUCUUGUACUCCUGUGUCUUUGCCAGCUGACUGGCCUGUGUUAUGUAUUUUAAUUUUUUCUUAUUUUAAAAGCAGAUGUGAUGUAAUCUUAUUUCCUUUUUGGAUUGGAGCUGGACUGAAAUCGUCAUGUGAACAUUCUUUUCCUGUGUCGCUUGGUGGUACUUUUUUUUUUUUCCUCUUUGUAAAGAAAUGUCUAUUGCUGAUUUAUUCCAGUUUCUACUACCUCAGGUGUCCUAUAGAGUUUUUCUUCAACCAAAGUUCACUUUCUCAAUAUAUAUUCUAUUUGACUGUGAUUUUUUUAUUUUUUUUUCCCCUCCUUUUCAAAGAU